Molecule: messenger RNA, 1908 nt
Organism: Melopsittacus undulatus (budgerigar)
Lineage: Eukaryota; Metazoa; Chordata; Aves; Psittaciformes; Psittaculidae
Gene: CFAP100
Product: cilia and flagella associated protein 100
Exons: 14
Coding region: 1-1908 (635 amino acids)
Source: RefSeq, a predicted model, not a curated record
AUGGACCUGGUGAUUCCAUCCAGGAAAUGGGAUCUGGCCCUUGAUGAAGAAGGAGGAAACUUGGGGUGUGGGAAUGAAGGAAUGAACAGGAGCCUGGGAGUGGGGGUCAUCACUGUGCAGGUGGGAUGCAGCAGAUCAGAGCCUCUUUGCACCAGUCCUGAUAUUCUGCCUUGUGUCUUCUACAUCCCUUUUGUUGCAGAAAGCCCAGAAAAGGACCAAGAAAAAACAAAGGAAAAUCCAUUUGCAGUUCCUGCAGAUUUCGAUAUAUUCUCAAUAAGGGAAAAUGAAAGACAAAAGGCUCAGGAGGAACGUGAAAGGAUGAAGACCAUGAAAAUCCAUGAGAAAACCACUUACUCCACUAAAGUAAAAGCAAAGCAAAAAGAGUUAAGGCAAACUCUGCAACAGGAGGAAAAGGAGGAGGCCAGAAAACAGGCAACAACUGAAGAGAGACUGAAAGCUCCUCAGAAGAUUCUUUUACAGGAGACAGCCUGUAAAAAAGAUUACCCACCAGAAAAGCAGACCUUCCAUGACUACAUAAAUGACAGGAGAGAGAUAUUUUUACUUGAGUAUGGCAUGGCAGUACAGAGAGAGGAAAUUCAGAGGCUGGAGAAGAUAGCAAGGAAUGAAGAGAGGAAGAUGGAAAAGGCUGCAUACUACCUGAAAAAGAAUGCUGCCAUUCUUGAAGAGUUCCUGAAGGAGAAGCAGGAAAACGUUGUUCAAGCCCUGCAAAUUGGUCAAAAAGAAGCUGAAGAGAAUACAAAGAAAACAGAAGAGAUCCAGGAGGUCAAUUCCCAAAUUGAGAAACUCAAAAGUGACGUAUCCCAGUUGAAGAUCGAUCUGCAGGAGCUCAGGAUGUACAGGAACUUCCUCCGUCAAGUCUCUCUUAAAGAGUGGCAGGGGAAACAUGGCGAAAGGAACACAAGCCCAAGGGAUGUGAAAACAGCACCCAGCACUAGAGAAGGAGAUGAUGCCUCACCUCCCAUCACUGCAGAACAGGGCCAAGGUGGGACAGCAGGGACAGAUGAUGCCAGUCCCAGCAGUACCAAUAAUACGGAUGUGCCAAGUUUUCCACUCUCUUCAAAGACUUUGACUGUCAAGUCCUUGCGGGACAUCAAGCCACAGAUCAUAAAGUUCCUGAAGCCUCUGUCAACAAGGCAAAUGAGUGAACUGGAGGAUGCAGAAACCGAAAUGAGCUCGGAUGAAGAUGAGGACCCCGAGCUGUACUUCACUGAUCCCCAGCAACUGCUGUCUAUUUUCAAGGAGAUGGAGGAUGAGAACUUGUCCCUCCUCCAGAAAUCCCAGGAGACAGAGGAAAGGCUGGACAAAGUCCUACAGACUUUUAUCACCACCUAUGAAAGCAUGGAGAAGGAGACGGCAGAGCUGAAGGAGCAGCUGGCCACCCUCCAGGCCUCCGUCGCCGAGGAAGAAGCGAGAGCAGCAGAUCUGAAGCUCAAAGUUCAGCUCUUUUCCUCUGGAGAAUGCAAAGCCAAUGACCAGGACAACAUUCUUGCAAGCCUGAGAAAGAAGGUGCAGGAAGUCUAUUGCCAAUGCACUGGGGAAAGAGAGGGGAACCUGGAGACACUGCAGAUGCUAAUGGUGUUAGAGAAAAAGCUCAACGAUUUACUGGACUAUCUGGAGGGAAUCCCACCAGAAAAGAUAGAACAUGCUAAGAAACAAAAGGAAAAGGAACGGAGGAUAAAGCUCAGAGAGGAAAAGCUGAGACAACAGGAGAAGCAGCAGGAGGAAAGACUGAAAAAGGCCCUGGAGAGGUCAAAAGCAGCUGGAGAAAUGAAGACCAGCAAGAGGCUGAUGUUUCGCUCUGUCCUACCUCCCAAGAAGCCAGAAAGAAAGCCCAGACAAGAAGAAAUAGAUAAGGAAAAGGAGGAACAACUGUAUUACUUCACCUGA